AUGCAGGCGUAUCGCGGACACGCCGGCAAAGGUGUCCUCCUCUCUGAAGUUCGCAACGUCUCCCUCGACCCGCCCAGCAUCCAGCUCAUGGACUCGGGCGCGUACACGAUCCAAGAGUUCAUCUGCAAGACCUGCGACGCCUACCUCGGCUGGAAGUUCGCGCGCGCGCACGACUCCCCCGAGCGCUGGAAGGAGGGCCACUUCGUGCUCGAGCUCGACCUCGUCGCCCCCCUCGACGACGACGGCUCCUUCCCCCCGGGCCCGCCCGCCACCGCUGCCGCGGCCGCCGCGCUCCUCAACCAGUCCAUCAUCCCCCUCCACAAGCGCACGAUGUCCGGGCCCGUCGGCGCCGGCCCGGGAGCUAGGCCGAUGGGGCCCAGGCAGAGCGUGCGGAGUCUGCAGGCGGCGCCGAAGUCGACCGGGCCGCCCCCGCCGCUACCGCAAGCACGGGCGAGCGCGGGGAUGGGGAGGCCGGGAGUGGAGGACUUUGAGGACGGGCCGUUUUGGACGCCACGGUGA
This is a messenger RNA of Epithele typhae, 519 nucleotides long. RefSeq lists its product as uncharacterized. The transcript has 2 exons. The record is from RefSeq and is a predicted model, not a curated record. Bases 1 to 519 code for a protein of 172 amino acids. Lineage: Eukaryota; Fungi; Basidiomycota; Agaricomycetes; Polyporales; Epitheliaceae.